AUGAAUGUUGAUCCCGUUCAAUUUUUUUCAAAUGGUGGUUUAAAACAAGAAAAUAGACAAGAUAAAGAUAGAGACAAAGAUCAUAGAGAUAGAAGAGAUAGAUAUGAUGAUAGGGACUACGAUAGACAUGAUGAUAGAAGAUAUGACCGAAAUGAUAGAUAUGAUGAUCGUGACAGAAGAGACAGAUAUGACGACAGAAGAGACAGAAGAAAUGACCAUCAUGAUAGAUAUGACGACAGAGAUAGAAGAGUUUUUGAACCAAUCAAUGGUAAAAGAGAAAGAGAAGAAGAGUUAAGGGAUAUUCAAUACGACUAUCUGGGUUUAAAAAAAGACGAAUCAAAAAAGAAAAUUAAAGGUGAAAAAGGUAAGUUUAUAUUUGACUGGGAUGCAUCAGAAGAUACUUCAUCAGAUUAUAAUGAAUUAUAUUCAAAGAAAUAUGAUAUUCAACCUCAAUUUGGUCACGGUACAUUUGGUGGAUACGAUAGACACCAAUUAGCAUCCAAAAAAGAUUUACCAGAUACUCAUUGGUCAAAGAAACAAUUAAGAGAUAUGACCAAAAGAGAUUGGCACAUCUUUAAAGAGGAUUUCAAUAUUUCAACUAAAGGUGGUGUUGUUCCAAAUCCUAUUCGUUCAUGGCAAGAAUCAUCAUUACCAAGACAAGUAUUGGAUGCUGUUCGUCAUCUCGGUUAUGAAAAACCAUCACCCAUUCAAAUGCAAUCUAUUCCAGUUAGUGUUUCAGGUAGAGAUAUUUUAGGUAUUGCCGAAACUGGUUCAGGUAAAACAUGUGCCUUUGUUAUCCCAAUGUGUAUUUACAUUUCAAAACAACCAAGAUUAACCAAAGAAACUGAAGCAGAGGGUCCAUAUGCUGUCGUAAUGGCUCCCACUAGAGAGCUUGUUCAGCAAAUCGAAAAGGAAACUCGUAAUUUUGCACAGUUUUAUGGUUUUAGAGUUGUAUCAUUAGUGGGUGGUCAACCAAUCGAAGAACAAGCAUAUCAACUCGGUAAAGGUUGUGAAAUUGUAGUUGCAACACCAGGUCGUUUAAAUGAUUGUUUACAAAAACGUUAUUUAGUAUUAAAUCAAUGUAACUAUAUCGUAUUGGAUGAAGCUGAUAUGAUGAUUAAUUUAGGUUUCGAAAGUCAAGUUACCAGUGUUUUAGAUGCAAUGCCCUCCACCAACUUAAAGAGUGAAAAUGAAGAACUCGCAGAAAGACAAGAAACCGAUAGAGAAAGAGUAUAUCGUACCACUAUUCUUUUCUCUGCCACUAUGCCGCCACAAGUCGAACAAAUCGCUAAAAAAUAUCUUAGAAGACCCUGUACUAUUACUAUCGGUGAGGCUGGUAAGGUUGUAGAUCGUAUUCGUCAAACUGUCAUAUUUGUUAAAUCUGAAAACGACAAGAAAGAACAUCUCGUACAACUCAUUAAAGAUGGUCCACCACCACCAAUCAUCAUUUUCGUCAAUAAAAAGAAACACUGUGAAAAUAUUGGUGCAGUUUUAGAAGAAUGUGGUGUUUCCUACACUAUACUUCAUGGUGGUCGUUCUCAAGAACAGCGUGAGGCUGCUUUGGAUAAUUUCAAAAAGAAGAAUUCAGAUGUACUUAUUGCUACUGGUGUAGCUAGUAGAGGUAUUCAUGUUGACGGUGUAACCCAUGUUAUCAAUUUUGAUAUUCCAAAUAAUAUCGAAGAUUAUACUCAUCGUAUUGGUCGUACUGGUAGAGCUGGUUCAUCUGGUCUUGCAACUUCUUUCAUAUCAGAUAAAGAUACCGAAAUUAUGUAUGAUCUUAAAAAUAUUCUUACAGCAACCAAUAAUAUAGUACCAAUAGAAUUACUUAAAAAUCCUGCAAGUAGUAAUUCUAGCAAAUCCAAAGAUUCAAAUAAAUCUGUUAUUUUUAAAUAA
Dictyostelium purpureum is the source of this 1893-nucleotide messenger RNA. RefSeq lists its product as uncharacterized. Gene Ontology annotation, biological process: mRNA splicing, via spliceosome. The coding region runs from base 1 to 1893 and encodes 630 amino acids. Gene Ontology annotation, molecular function: ATP binding; RNA binding; RNA helicase activity. Gene Ontology annotation, cellular component: catalytic step 2 spliceosome. NCBI's taxonomy places the organism in Eukaryota, Evosea, Eumycetozoa, Dictyosteliales, Dictyosteliaceae. The record is from RefSeq and is a predicted model, not a curated record. The transcript is spliced from 2 exons.